CGCACUGACAUGCGCUUAUCACAGCUGGACCAAAGCUGGACAUUGUUUAUUAUGUGAUUUUUUAUACGCACUUACGCAGGCAGAAUUAAACAAUUAAAACACACUUUUUCGAAUCCUGGAAUGAACGCAGUGAAUAAAAGUGAAAUUUAUCCUGAAGCUUGACCGUUGACCUCGUGACAGCGUGAUUUCGAUAUGGAUUUGUGAUUCAUACAAAUAAACAGACGCAAAGCAGUCCCGUGACAUCGCUGCUCGCCUUAUUUUGUUGCCAGUCUUGGAAAAACUUUUGGACUGCAGAGGGAAGUUCAUCGACAGGACGAGGAUGGGUUCCCAUACUUCCAAUUAUGGAAUAAUUUUAAUCCUAGCCUUCUGCAACCUCACCCAAGGGCUGGUCUUCUUCCAGCCUGAGCAAAUCCACAUUUCUUAUGGAGAUUCACCAUCUGAAAUGAUAGUAACCUGGAGCACAGUUGACCCCACCGAACACUCUAUUGUUGAGUACGGUAUAGGGGGUCUCAUUUUGAAUACUCAUGGGAGGGCAGAGGUGUUCAUAGACGGGGGCAAAAAGUCUCGAACGCAGUUCAUUCACACUGUCAAACUGAAGGACCUCACCCCUGGAACAACCUACAUGUACCAUUGUGGAAGCAGCAAGGGCUGGUCUGAAAUCUUCACAUUCACAACAAUGAAAGAGGGAACCAACUGGUCACCAAGAUUUGCAGUUUUCGGUGAUAUGGGAAAUGUAAACGCUCAGUCACUGCCUCGAAUUCAGCAGGAAACGCAGAGAGGCCAUUUCGAUGCAAUUCUUCAUGUUGGAGAUUUUGCUUAUGACAUGAACACCGAUAACGCCAAAGUUGGAGACGAAUUCAUGAGACAAAUCCAAUCGAUUGCUGCCUAUGUGCCUUACAUGACUUGCCCUGGAAAUCAUGAGGAAGCUUACAACUUCAGCAACUACCGUGCUCGCUUUUCAAUGCCAUCCUCUCUGGACAGCAUGGUUUACAGUUUUGACAUCGGCCCAGCUCACAUCAUCGGCAUCUCGACCGAAUUCUACUACUUCCUGGAGUACGGCUUUAAGCAGGUGGUGAAGCAGUACGAGUGGCUUGAACAGGACCUUAUCAAGGCAAACAAGAACCGCAAAGAGCGCCCUUGGAUCAUCACCUUUGGCCACCGUCCGAUGUACUGCACCAAUCUGAACAGGGACGACUGCACCAAGCACGAGACCCUGGUCCGUUCAGGCCUGCCUUUCUUGCACUGGUUUUCUUUGGAAGAUCUGUUCUAUGAGCAUGGCGUCGAUUUGGAAAUUUGGGCUCACGAACAUUCUUAUGAGAGGCUUUUCCCAAUUUACGACUACAAGGUCUACAACGGGAGUUACGAGGCACCCUACACCAACUACAAAGCUCCUGUUCAUAUCAUCACAGGAUCAGCCGGCUGCCAAGAGGGUAGGGAACAUUUCACUGGUGACAAACCAGACUGGAGCGCUUUCAGGAGCAACGACUACGGUUAUGCAAGAAUGACUGUCCAAAACAAGACUCAUCUCUAUUUUGAACAAGUAUCCGACGAUAAGAAGGGGGCUGUUUUGGAUAGCUUGUGGCUCAUCAAAGAUCUUCACGGCCCUUACAAAAAUUGAAUCCAGGACAAAGAAGGUACUGUAGUUUUAAGGAAAAAGCAGGGAAAGAUAUCAGCGUAAUAUGACUAAACAGAGAAAAUGAUUCUGAGCUUUACAGUGACAAGGCAGAUGCUGUGAUCAAUAAUUAUUUUCAUAUUUUAUCACACCAGUACUUUCUCAAAUUAUUUUAUAUCAAGAGAAUGUUCAUGCAUUCCAAUUAAUAUCUGUAAUUAAGUUCAAAUUUGUAUGAAUAUAAAUUUAUUUCUGUAUCAAAAUCAUCGACUAGAUAAAAACUUCAAUGAAGGUUAUUUCUUACAA
Messenger RNA from Neocloeon triangulifer, 1915 nucleotides. RefSeq names its product acid phosphatase type 7. The record is from RefSeq and is a predicted model, not a curated record. Gene Ontology annotation, molecular function: metal ion binding; protein binding; acid phosphatase activity. Bases 320 to 1618 code for a protein of 432 amino acids. The transcript has 8 exons. Lineage: Eukaryota; Metazoa; Arthropoda; Insecta; Ephemeroptera; Baetidae.